UGCGGCGCUGAGCACAGCUCGUAGACAUGUGUCUGCAUGUCAGAAACCUUCUCAUCUUGUAACCAUGGGCUCGGAGGAAGAAAUCCCCCAAGCAUCUGUGAGUAAUAAUGACUCGCUUUCUUUCAAAACACAUUUGUGAUCUGGAAAUUCUUCGACUCUCCCAGUUGUUCAAGUGACGAAGCAGCAAAGCCGGAAGACGAGCAAGCCCGCGAUGGCAGAGAAGUGCGACUGCAUUGCCAGCAUGUACGGCUACGAUCUGGGCUGCCGCUUCGUUAACUUCCGCCCCUUGGGCUUUGGGGCRAACGGACUGGUGCUGUCAGCCCUCGACAGCAAGAGCUGCCGCAAGGUGGCCGUGAAGAAGAUCACCAUCAGCGACGCGCGGAGCCUCAAACACGCCUUCCGGGAGAUCAAAAUCAUCCGCAGGCUCGAGCACGACAACAUCGUGCGGGUCUACGAGGUGCUGGGGCCCAAGGGCACCAAGCUGCACGGGGACUUUUUCAAGUUUAACGUGGUGUACAUCGUUCAGGAGUACAUGGAGACAGACCUGGCGCGGCUGCUGGAGCAGGGCAAGCUCACGGAGGAGCAUGCCAAGCUCUUCAUGUACCAGCUGCUCCGCGGGCUGAAGUACAUCCACUCGGCCAACGUGCUGCACAGAGACCUGAAGCCAGCCAAUAUUUUCAUCAGCACGGAGGACCUCGUGUUGAAGAUCGGCGACUUCGGGCUAGCCAGGAUUGUGGAUCAGCAUUACUCCCACAAGGGUUACCUCUCGGAGGGCUUGGUGACCAAGUGGUACCGCUCCCCUCGGCUGCUCCUCUCGCCCAACAACUACACCAAGGCCAUCGACAUGUGGGCGGCCGGCUGCAUCCUGGCCGAGAUGCUCACGGGAAGGAUGCUCUUUGCCGGUGGGCACGAGCUGGAGCAGAUGCAGCUUAUCCUGGARACGAUCCCUGUCAUCCACGAGGAAGACAAAGAGGAGCUGCUGCGGGUGAUGCCCACUUUCAUCAGCAGCACGUGGGAAGUGAGGAAGCCCCUGCGCAAGCUGCUCCCCGAGGUGAACAGCGAAGCUAUUGAUUUUCUGGAGAAGAUACUGACGUUUAACCCGCUGGAUCGCCUGACGGCUGAGAUGGGCCUGCAGCACCCUUACCUGAGUCCCUAUUCRUGCCCGGAGGAUGAACCGGUGUCUCAGCACCCGUUCCGCAUCGAGGACGAGAUUGAUGACAUUUUACUGAUGGAAGCCAACCAGAGCCAGAUGUCUAACUGGGACAGGUAUCAGGUCAGCCUCUCCUCUGAUUUGGAAUGGAGACACGAUAAAUACCACGACAUGGACGAGGUCCAGCGAGACCCACGGGCAGGGUCUGAAUCCAUUGCUGAGGAAGCACAAGUUGAUCCACGGAAAUAUUCACAGAGCAGCUCUGAGAGGUUCCUGGAGCUAUCGCACUCAUCAAUGGACCGAGUUUUCGAUGCCGAUUGUGGGAAAUCGUGUGAUUACAAAGUGGGGUCACCUUCCUAUUUGGACAAAUUGCUGUGGAGAGACAAUAAGCCCCAUCAUUACUCAGAGCCCAAACUGAUUUUAGAUUUAUCCCACUGGAAAAGAGCCACCAUAGCGCCUACAGCCGAACUUGCUCUGGAAGAAGAACCUUCCAACCUCUUCCUGGAGAUCGCUCAGUGGGUGAAGAGCACACAGGUGGGGCUUGAGUGCUCCAGUCCCCUUCCCGAGAUGCAAGAACGGAGCCUGCCUUCUUCUCCUCACCAUCUCCACAAGGAAUCCAAGGAGGUAGGCACUGCAACGGACCCCGAGUUCGACUUGGAUGUCUUCAUCUCCAGGGCGCUGCAGCUUUGCACAAAACCCGAGGAUCUUCCWGACAAGCCGCUCGGCGACAUCAACGGGGCCUGCAUCGCGGAGCACCCCGGGGACAUGGUGCAGACAGAGGGCUACCAGAAGGAGCGGUGGUGAGCGGCGCCCGCCUGCCUCCCCGCAGC
Molecule: messenger RNA, 1980 nt
Organism: Nothoprocta perdicaria
Lineage: Eukaryota; Metazoa; Chordata; Aves; Tinamiformes; Tinamidae
Gene: MAPK4
Product: mitogen-activated protein kinase 4
Exons: 6
Coding region: 212-1954 (580 amino acids)
Biological process (GO): protein phosphorylation; cell surface receptor signaling pathway; intracellular signal transduction
Cellular component (GO): nucleus; cytoplasm
Molecular function (GO): ATP binding; MAP kinase activity
Source: RefSeq, a predicted model, not a curated record